Messenger RNA from Pelobates fuscus (common spadefoot toad), 2767 nucleotides. Its product is annotated as oocyte zinc finger protein XlCOF7.1-like. The transcript has 2 exons. Bases 166 to 1458 code for a protein of 430 amino acids. The record is from RefSeq and is a predicted model, not a curated record. Lineage: Eukaryota; Metazoa; Chordata; Amphibia; Anura; Pelobatidae.
UUCGGCCAUGUUGGGUGUAUGUUACAGCAGGAAUGUGUAUAUCAACAAAGGGAUCGAACAUAAUAUGUGACUUGUGAUCAAUAAAUCCUGGCUGAUUAAUAGACGGCAUGUUAUUGUGUAAUUGUCUGGAGUGGUGACAAGAACAUAAAUACAUGAAGCAAAGCUAUGAAGAAAUAUUUUAAUAACCGAACCAAGGAGUCUAACUCUGAAAAAUCAAGCAUUUUCUCAGAUUCCUAUAUGUUCUCAAAGGAGAUCGUAAACAUAAAUCCCAAGCCUUUCUCGUGUUCUGAAUGUGGAAAAUGUUUUGGGCGACAUUCAACUCUUGUCAUUCAUCAGAGUACACACACAGGAGAGAAACCGUUCUCCUGUUCUGAAUGUGGAAAAUGUUUUUUCACCAAAACACAGCUUGUCUGUCAUCAGAGAACUCACACCGGAGAGAAACCGUUCUCAUGUUCUGAAUGUGGAAAAUGUUUUGUCAGAAAUGCAGAGCUUGUCAGUCAUCAGAGAACUCACACAGGAGAGAAACCGUUCUCAUGUUCCGUAUGUAGAAAUAGUUUUGGGCGACAUUUAACACUUGUUAGACAUCAGAGAACUCACACAGGAGAGAAACCGUUCUCAUGUUCUGAAUGUGAAAAAUGUUUUGUCACCAAAACGCAUCUUGUUCGUCAUCAGAGAACCCACACAGGAGAAAAACCGUUCUCAUGUUCUGAAUGUGAAAAAUGUUUUGUCACCAAAACGCAUCUUGUUCGUCAUCAGAGAACCCACACUGGAGAGAAACCGUUCUCAUGUUCUGAAUGUGAAAGAUGUUUUGUCACCAAAACGCAGCUUGUCAGUCAUCAGAGUACACACACAGGAGAGAAACCGUUCUCCUGUUCUGAAUGUGGAAAAUGUUUUUUCACCAAAAGGCAGCUUGUCUGUCAUCAGAGAACUCACACAGGGGAGAAACCAUUCUCAUGUUCUGAAUGUGGAAAAUGUUUUGUCACAAAUGCAUCGCUUGUUCAUCAUCAGCGAACUCACACAGGAGAGAAACCGUUCUCAUGUUCUGAAUGUAAAAAAUGUUUCAGCACAAAUGCAGCACUUGUCCGUCAUCAGCGAACUCACACAGGAGAGAAACCGUUCUCAUGUUCUGAAUGUGGAAAAUGUUUUGGCACAAAUUCAGAGCUUGUCCGUCAUCAGAGAACUCACACAGGAGAGAAACCGUUCUCAUGUUCUGAAUGUGGAAAAUGUUUUGGCCGACAUUCAAAUCUUGUCAUUCAUCAGAAUACACACACAGGAGAGAAACCGUUCUCAUGUUCUGAAUGUGGAAAAUGUUUUGUCACCAAAGCGCAGCUUGUUCGUCAUCAGAGAACUCACACAGGAGAGAAGCCUUUCUUAUGUAGUAAUUGUGGGAAAUGUUUUGCUAGUAAAUCAGAGCUUAUCAGUCAUCAAAUAACUCACACAGGUGAGGUGAUUUUAUAAUGCAUCUAUGGAUUAACACAGGAAUAAAAUAUCUUGUAUUGUGAAUUUUUAUUAUUAUGCUCAAACAAUAAAUAGUAACUUUGAUAGUAACAGUCAAUGUACAUAUGAUGCAUUGGUAUUGUGGCACCCCCAUGCCAUUGCCCGUAUGUGCCUAACCUGCAUUGCCAACUCUGCUUCACUUGGUUGCAAACUCACCAGCAACCCAGGAUACAUUGUGGUUGUAUGUCCUGGCUGUUACAGAGUAUACUAAAUAGCUUGUUCCACUGGUAAUACAUUUCAAUGAAAAUGGUUGUUUAGCAUGACAUUUGUAUGAUUCCAACCAAGACCUCAGCAAACAGACAAGACACAUGAUUCUUGAUGGCAACUUGUAGGAACACUAUUUCUGAGCUCCAACUUUUAUUGAAAAACUACAGCACACAUAUGAAAUGUAUUUACAAAUUAUACCAAUACAAAUAUGAAUUGGGAUAGAAGACCAGAGCUCUGACUGAGGAAUAUAAAUUAAGCUAAGCUAAUUAUUCCCUGGGGUCCUUUAUUCUUAUCCCAGGACACAAUAACCUUGGACAUUAUAAGAGAGAGGCUAGUUUCCCCAACCCACAUGUUAAUACAGACUUCAAGCAACGGUUAUGUUUAUUUCUAAUUUUCUCGCUUUUUUUUCCCUUAGAGAUUAUAACUAAUUUCCUGAGAUUAUAACUAAUAAAUAUACCAAUUUUGGCAAAUGUGGCAGUCAAACAUGCAUAAUUUGGAGUCAAAUUUCAGCCUUCUGAAAAACAUUUAAUGAGCUUUAAAAUAUCUGAUGUGUCGUAGGAUUUUUAUCUUUGUAAUAUGAUUUAUUAUUCUUGUAUUGGUUGCAAAUAAUAUCAUUUCAGACUUCUUUCAUACACAGGAUCUGGUAGGCCCUACUUAGACCUAGACAUCUAAUAUUAAUUAUCGGACAUAUGUCCAUUGUAUAUCAACGGUCAACACAUGUGUUUUUUGUUCACAUAGAUUGAUGAAGGCCCACUGUUGUUAUAACCUUUGACCCAGCCAGACUCCCAUGUGUAUUAAGACGGGCCUCUUUCUGAAUGUAUUCAUUUUAACAUAUAUAUAUAUGUGUGUGUAAUUUAUAUUUUACCCCCAAGUAUAACCAUUUUUUACAAAUACACAAGUCCUGCGCUCAAACUCCCAUUACUCUUGGGUGGCCAUAGUACACAUCAGCCCUAAUACAUACAGUAAAAAACAAAGAAAACAAGUUAACCAUUUUUUAUAAUGUAUGGCUUUAAUCAUAGAAUGGACAGAAUGGUUAUUAAGCUUCAAACCUUUUUACACAUUU